AUGGUGCGAGAUACAGAUGAGACCUUUGCUGAGUUACCUAGAUUCCUCUUCCUUUUGAAGGAAUCUAACAGCAGUACGGUUUAUAAUCUGGAGACGGAAGUUGACCGGCAGAGUCGAUCAAGAUUUAAGAAUUUGUUUUUGGCUUAUGGGUCAUGUCUGCGUGUGUUUGGCAAAUGUAGACAGAUAAUCAUUAUUGACGGCUCCAGUCUCAAAUGUGGUGGUCGAGAAUACAUGUUUGUUGCGGCUGGAGUAGAUGCAAAUAAUGAUCAAAUUCCCUUGGCAUUCGAGAUUGUAGAUCGAGAAUCAGCCGAGAAGGGUAUAUCAAUCCGUGAACUCUGGCAUUACGUUAGGAAGAGCUACAGGAUACCGGGUUUGCUUGGUUAUGUACAACAAGCGUCAAAGGCAUUCAAUUCGUGUGAUUUUAAGAAUGCUUACAAAGGCUUGGUUAGGAAAAACCCGCAUUGUGCCGAGUUCCUUCGGGCAAUAGGGUUUGAAAGAUGGAGCAUGAGACAUUCGAAAGGUGACCGCUUUGAUAUUUAUACUAACGAAGUAUAUGUGUUGCUCUUCGUCAAGGAGGAGAAGACAAUCAUGAAUUUGAUGAACCAUAUUAAUUGGUAUAUGGAUAUUACGUUUGAAGAGAGAUAUAGGAAGAAAAUUGAACAUGACGGGGCGUUAAGUCCCUAUAUUGAAGAGCUUGUUAAAAAAAAUCUUGAAGAUGUGAAUAGGUUUGCUAUUACAGAAGUUCACGGCCGUGCUUGUGUAGUGCAAUCCAAAUCUAGUGACGUCUAUAAGGUGAGCCUGGAAAAGAGGACUUGCUCUUGUGUGGUAUUUCAGAAGACGAUGGUACCAUGUGUUCAUAGUUUUCUAGCUUCACAACAUUUUGGUGUUUCCUCUGAUGUUAUUGUGAGCAAACGCUUUAGUACUGGGCAGUGGCUGAAGACAUAUAAUGUCCCUGUAAUGCCUUUUGGAAAUGUCGACGAAGAUGUCCUUCCCUUGAGUGUACCGUUAAUGAGAUUGAAGCCUCUUAUUCGAAGAACUGUUGUUGGACGACCACGUCAUUAUCCGGCUUUGGAUGUAAGUAUCGGAGGUUGA
Molecule: messenger RNA, 1092 nt
Organism: Eutrema salsugineum
Lineage: Eukaryota; Viridiplantae; Streptophyta; Magnoliopsida; Brassicales; Brassicaceae
Exons: 2
Coding region: 1-1092 (363 amino acids)
Molecular function (GO): zinc ion binding
Source: RefSeq, a predicted model, not a curated record